AGAAGAAUUAGUGAAUUUAUGAUGACGCUCGCAGAAAUCAAAACUUAAUUUUAAAAAUGUUCACGCUCAAACUACAAUAUUAUCUUAGGUAGUCGUUACUGUUGUGCAACUGACUGCAGUGCAGAAUGCAGAUGAUCGAAGGCUAAGCCCAUGAGCGGUCGGUUAUAUUUUUAUGUUUCUGUUUUAAAUUCAAUGUAAAUGUAUCUUCCUCUUCACAAUGCCGCUGAAAAGAGGUACUUGGUUAGGAUACCAAUUAAGAAACUCGGCCUGUUCACUGUAUCGCUGCCGCUGUUUUCCUUUCUCACGUGUGUGCUCCUGACCAUGUACAAAGAUUUCGAAAAUGCAAACAGAACUCACUGUAACGUUCCUAAUGUGUUUCCAUCCAUAUCGGCUUCCAUAGGGAAUUACGAGCCCCAGCACACUAUAUGGACUGUAGCCAUUUACAUACAUUCGCCGCUAAGAUUUUUCAUUAUAUAUUUGAGAUGGGAAUAUUACAAAAGCAUAAUUGAGCAUAACUAUGUCAUAAUAGUGAAGAUGGCGGUGAUGAUGAAUAUAAUAGAGAAUUUGUCCUUGAUUGGGCUCACUCACUGGACCUCCUCUCAGAACUACCCAUAUCAUGAAGUUUGCUUUAAGGUGUUCGUUGGGACCUCUAUAUUAUACAUGUUUUUUAUAUGUAUGCUACUCACAAAAUACCGAAGAAGGUCAGCCUCCUCAAGUCAUCUGGAGGCCAAGUCUAUGAAACUAAAAUGGAGGGCUUUCUUUAUAAAUGUUGGUUCCUUUGCUUUUGCAGCUUACUUCUUUUUGAGACACAAUAGACUCUGUGAGCCUUAUGUUUAUUCAAUGUUUGCCUUUUCUGAAUAUUUGGUAGUUGUCACUAACAUGCUCUUCCACUUGACAACUGUUUAUGACUUACGAAAGCAAUUUAUUUUCUUUACACGAAAUGGUAUUAUAUUUGAAUGACUUAAGCUUGUAAGUAAUAUUUUCUUGGUUCAGGAAGAGUUAAAAGUGUAUGAAAUGAAAAAUUAUAAAGGAGGACUAUAAUAUACCAAAUAACCUUUAGUGCACAAUAGUAAGACAGUUGCUAUAGGUAAUACAUACACUAUGUUCUCUGCAUUUAAUAUAAUAUUAAAUAUGCCAUGUUAUCAAAAAAUAUUGCUUUAUAAAACUAUGCAAAUUCAGUUAAUAACCAGUAUUACUUAUGUGUUAAGCUCAAAGACCGAAAACACUCAGUGAGCUGAAAAAUAGGUCAACGAGUUGUGGUCACAGUGAAACAGCCACGACGCGAAAUUCGU
Molecule: messenger RNA, 1292 nt
Organism: Aricia agestis (brown argus)
Lineage: Eukaryota; Metazoa; Arthropoda; Insecta; Lepidoptera; Lycaenidae
Gene: PGAP2
Product: post-GPI attachment to proteins factor 2
Exons: 3
Coding region: 199-960 (253 amino acids)
Biological process (GO): GPI anchor biosynthetic process
Cellular component (GO): endoplasmic reticulum membrane; Golgi membrane
Source: RefSeq, a predicted model, not a curated record